Messenger RNA from Colletotrichum godetiae, 773 nucleotides. RefSeq lists its product as uncharacterized. The transcript has a single exon. The record is from RefSeq and is a predicted model, not a curated record. The coding region runs from base 176 to 571 and encodes 131 amino acids. NCBI's taxonomy places the organism in Eukaryota, Fungi, Ascomycota, Sordariomycetes, Glomerellales, Glomerellaceae.
AAGCACUUGUCUCUGUUACCCCAGAGGCCAUUGCUCUAUCCUUCACUCAGAUGCCUCAAGAUGCCUUGAACACCAGAGACAUGCAGUUUGUCUAUUUCUUCUAUGACUACAAUGAGGCAAGCACGGCAAAGCCUUCCAUCUUCUCUCCUGUAUCAGCAUUAGCAUCAGCAUCAGCAUGAGAUCAGCAUCAGACCCCUUACGGACCCGGCCUAACCUUACCGUAGCUCAGGCAGGUAACUCGGGCAACUCCAAUGUACCUUUCUUAGGUACUUCAGGUAUCCGUAAGGUCCAGCAACUUCCCAAAGUCAAGUCCAAAGGCUGCAAGAUGCAAGAGCAAGAUGCAAAUCCACCAAAGUCCCGUUUCGCAUCAUUUCCCCUCUUGCUUUUCUUGACUCCUCCAGGCCCGCCUUGGCCUUGGCGUCAACAUGAAAGUUCUUGCCUACGGUGCCUGCUCUACCCAAGUGCUGCCCAAGGUACCUGUCGUAUCGUACCUGCUCUCUUCGUGAGGUGUUGUUGUCGAUGCGCAUCUUUCCUGCCUUGCGGAUAUUUCUCACGCCUAUCCACUUUGUGAUGCAUGUGGCUUCGUCAACGGGGAUUUAGUUGGGAAGGAGGAAGAGAAGGCGGAAUGUGGCGCGACGCGGAGGGCAAAGCCGCAAGAGGCAGCAGCUCUUCUGCCUGCCCUCUUUCCUUGAUGCGUGCAAUUCUUCGUGUCUAUUCGCAGCUACUUACCUUCCCCAGCAUGCAGAUAGCAAACAAUGCCCCAACAACUCACA